AUGGAAAAGAAAAUAAACACAAUGCAAGGUAAAGUUAUUGAGCUACCAUAUGUAAAUAGUAAUUUUUCAUACCUAGUACUUCUGCCGAAAUUAAAAGAUGAGCUAAAUGAGGUAUUAGAGCAAAUAAGAAACAAAACCAAUUCAGUAUUGCAGGAUGCAAUUAGUAAGUUGGAAUUAAAAAGGGUAAAUAUUUCUUUGCCUACUAUAGAUACUACUACAACAACAGAUUUAAAAGAUAUUCUUCAAAAGGUAAAUAUCUCGGCGAUUUUUGAUCCAAGCACUGCAAACCAAAACGGUAUAAGUCAUGACCCAACAGUAAAUUCUUCUGUCAUUUCUGCGUUACAAAAAGCUGCUGUGAUGGUCAAUGAAUCUGGAUCAGAGGCUGCUGCAAGAAAUGGU
This is a messenger RNA of Brenthis ino (lesser marbled fritillary), 399 nucleotides long. The record is from the annotation of a GenBank genome assembly. Lineage: Eukaryota; Metazoa; Arthropoda; Insecta; Lepidoptera; Nymphalidae.